Molecule: messenger RNA, 10680 nt
Organism: Bombyx mori (domestic silkworm)
Lineage: Eukaryota; Metazoa; Arthropoda; Insecta; Lepidoptera; Bombycidae
Product: zinc finger protein 62 homolog
Exons: 16
Coding region: 76-4584 (1502 amino acids)
Biological process (GO): regulation of transcription by RNA polymerase II
Cellular component (GO): nucleus
Molecular function (GO): DNA-binding transcription factor activity, RNA polymerase II-specific; RNA polymerase II transcription regulatory region sequence-specific DNA binding; zinc ion binding
Source: RefSeq, a predicted model, not a curated record
ACUAAUUUUUCAUACAUUUGACAGGACAACAGUUGCACUUCUUUGUAUUGGCUUCUUAGGUAUUACACUAAGCAAAUGGCAAAAUUUAUUGAAAUAGAUCUUUCUGAAUUUGUAAUCAACGAUAACAUAGCAGAUGAUUUCCCUUUAGAAUGUACAUGCGUGUGUUGUCUGUCGCAAAAUACCCGAUUCAUAAACUUAAAAACAUGCAAACACAAAACCUUUUUGGAGGUUUUCUUCAAGGAUAUGUUUCCAGUCACAGAUUUGUUAAUCUGUACGAUAUGUCAUCGCAUGCUGAAAUUAAUACACGGUUUCAUAACAAAAGUUGAAAAAAGCACUUUAGCGCUCAACAAUAAGGUCUCUAGCGGAAAUGAAGGUGUGACGUUUCGGGAUUGCGAUGUAAACUACAAACCCAAAUUGAGCAUCACUAAAUGUCAAACGCUAGCUGACAUUAAAGUGGAAGAUGACAUUGACAGAUCUGUUGUUGACAUCAAGAGGCGAGCGAAGGAUUGUAACUACGAAGCCUCCACGGUGUCAAUAUUCAAUGUAGAACCAAACGCAACGUGCACCGAAGCUCGCAUACCGGCGACCGCAUCGAUGACUCAACCCAAUAUCUUGAACCUGGACACGGCUAUUAAAUCAUCUAGUUUCGACGACUACGAUCUGAUAACAGAAAUUAAAAUCGAACCGGACAGCGAGGUGGAUCCGGGACCGUCUGAUGUGAAGCCCAGAAGGAAUACCAGUGGAGUUAAAAAGAAGAAGACCAAGAACCACAAAAAGAGCAAGGUCAAAACACCGAUAGAGAAGCACGAGGGGAAGAUCAGGACGGUGACCUUGAGCGAAGAGGACCUAUCGACAGAGAGGGAACUCCUGAGGAGCGAGGAGAAAUACCAGAAGUUGCCCUACAAGUGUGAUUUGUGCGUUGUCGGUUUUGCCACCGAAACUAUCUAUCAAGGCCACAUUCAGAAACACCAUAACAAGAACAAAAACGGCUUCUCCUGCGAUAUAUGCGACUCGGUUUUAAAUUCUAUACCGAUACUGAGAGAGCAUAGACGGAGGCAUCUGCGCAGGUUCGAAUGCCAGAUCUGUCUGAAACGCUACCACGACAGUUACAGCGCGGUCCAGCACUACAACGACUGCCAUGGCGACGUGGACUCGAUCGCGGUCGCUUACAAUUGUAGGGAGUGCAACUUCAAUACCAACUCGUAUCGAAGUUACAGGUACCACAGGUCGAAGCACAACAAGCCGACCUGUGACCUGUGCGGCAAUAUCUUCGUCACUAACAGCAGCCUGAAGAUCCACAUGCUAACGAAACACAAGCCGACGCCCGUCACAUACAAUUGUGAGCUCUGCGCUAAAGUGUAUAAGAGCAAAUCCGGCUUGCACUCACACAAUUCGAGCGCUCACGGCGGCGGAGCUCAAUACCACACGUGCAGGACGCAUUAUCGUUCUCACAGAGCGCUGAUGCACCAUCUAAAGACGCAUUCCGCGCACAGGGACACGUCCGAAUAUAAAUUUGAAUGCGCUGAUUGCGAAGGCAAAUUCGCGAACAAACAAUCGCUUCGCAGUCAUAUAGAAUGGGAGCAUUUGCUCAUGAGACAUCAUCGGUGCGUGAAAUGCGAUAAGGUGUUCCGGUCGUCCGCGUCGCUAAAGAAACAUGAUUCGUAUGUACACGAGAAGAAACGUCCCCCGCGCGAUAAGAUCUGUGAUUAUUGCGGAGAAGCCUUCACCAUAAAGCUUCCUAAUGCAUCUGUCUGCUGUCUAUGUCACAGUUUAUUGAGAAAGUUUCAAAACUUUAAAAAUCAAACACUACGAAGCUUUAAGAUUCUAACGGAACAGGUACCAGUCAGGAAUGGAACUCUUCGUCUUCAGAAAACCUCCAUUCAAACGAUCAAUAUAGAGAAUACGGAAAGCAAAAUAUGUAAAGCUGAAAAUGAAGAUGAAAUUAUAACUGAGAAUAACGUAUCACAAGAAUUCAGUACGAAUCCAUUGAAAGAUGAUCUCUUUGACGAGGACGGUGACUUUGAUAGAAACUACAUCGACGGUGAGAACUUUAAAGAGCGAGCUAUCAAAAUCGUUGAGAUGAAAAUCGAAGAUGGCUGUGAUGUGUAUAGGGAAAAUAAUACUGAAAGUAAAAACAAGGCUAACUCGGAUAGUGUCGUGUUGGAUAACGAAGCCGUCGAUGCGGUUGGAGUGAGAACGCCAAACGAGCUAGAUAAAAUGUUUAAUAGUGACUGGUACACACGAUCAUAUCAAAGGUAUUGUUCGAUCAAAAUGGAUAGUAGGGCUGGGACAUCUAGAAGUGAAAAUAGAUCGAAAACAUCAACACCUAGUAGUAGAAAAAAACGUUGGUUGAGUGAUGACUCGGAAGGUUCUGAAGGAUUUAGUGAUGAAGAAGUGUGUUCGCAACGAGCUCAGGAGGAGCAGUUGUCUUCAAGUUCAGAGGAAUCUAGUUGCGGCAGUGAUGAUAGUAUCUUUGAUACAAGACUGAAACCGAAAACGCUCAGCCGUGGACCACCAGCUCAGUCUUCAAGGUUAUCUGCCGCAAAGACGACAAACCGUAUUCCACCACCUCCACCUUCAAGAUCACCUGCUUCAAAGUUGACCAGCCGUGUACCACCAGCUCAACCUUCAAGUUCAUCUACAUCAAAACGAGGGUUAUGUGAGUCAGAUGGAAGCCCUGUCAUUCCAUGUAAGAGAUUUAGACCUAAGUUUGGCCACGUACCAAGUACGCGUGAUAAAUCUGCUCAACCUAGACUAUCACCAGAUCCACAUACACAUAGAUCAAUAUCGAUGCGAGCGCCUCGCCAACUAGAAUUUGAGGGAACUAGUAAUUUUGAGUUCAAUUAUGAAAUUGACUGCCGUGCAAUAAUGCCGCCUAUCGUUCAAGAUUAUGGAGAUAUGCCUGACAUACCUGAUAGCAUUCUAUUUAACCCUUCAACUCCUAGCGUGUCUCUUCUGAGAUCUGAUGUGGUAACUCCAAACUUUUCGUCGGAACGUGAUGCCGCUUCUCCUUCUAUUUUGUCAUUUCGGCGAUCUGAAUGCAGUUCUCCCGACUUACCUGAUGAUAACAAUGAUGUCCCAUUGCUUGAUAUUUCACCUUCUCGUCGAGGAGCCACGAGCACCUGGAGCAUUGAUCCGGGUUGCAUGAAGAAAAUUGAUUUUACCAAAGAACAGGAACUCUUAGUGCCGCCUCCGACUGAUCCUUACGAGGCGUUCCGUCUAAUAAUCGACAACGAGUUAUUAGACCUUAUUGUGCGAGAGACAAAUUUAAACGCAGCCAGAGUUGCUUCUUCAGAAAAUGUCAAGCAGACCUCUAGAAUAAAAUCUUGGAAAGAUGUAACCAGGGACGAACUGCUCACCUUUAUAGGACUUCUUCUCCAUACAGGAACAAUACGACUUAAUCGUAUAAGUGAUUAUUGGAAGCGGCACCAUUUAUUUAAUGCUCCAUGCUUCGGACAAUUCAUGUCUCGUAAUCGUUUUCUUCUAAUAUUGCGGUGCCUACAUUUUUCGUCUGAAUCAAGCGAAGAAGACCGUCUUAUUAAAAUUCGCCCAUUUAUGGAUCAUUUUAAUAAUAAAAUGAAUACUAUAUACAGUCCGGGCAAAGAGUUGUCAUUGGAUGAGUCUAUGGUAUUGUGGCGCGGUCGAUUGCUGUUCAGACAAUACAUAAAGAACAAGCGCCAUAAAUAUGGCGUAAAACUUUAUGUUUUAGCUGAACCAGAUGGUAUCGUUUUAAAAUUUCAAGUUUACGCCGGUUCAAACGAUGAGACAUCAGGGCCAGGUCAUUGUAGUAAGAUCGUCUUCAAACUUCUAGAAGAGAGACUGGACUGCGGCCACCAUGUAUACAUGGAUAAUUAUUAUAAUUCUUAUGGCUUGGCUGUGAAAUUGCUAGAUCGACAGACGUACUGCACAGGAACUUUACGAAGAAACCGUAGAGAUAACCCUGUUGAAAUUGGGUCUGUCUCAUUGGAAAAAGGAGAAAACAAAUCCUUAUUCCUGAACGGUGUUCAUGUAGGAAGAUGGAGGGAUAAACGUUACGUACUCUAUAUUUCUACAGAACACGAUAAUGAGAUGAUGGAAACUACUUCCAAAAGGGGAUCUGUAGCAUUGAAACCAAAGGCUAUUGUCCAUUAUAAUAAUGUUAUGUCAGGCGUCGAUCUUCAAGAUCAGAUGUUGGCUUACUAUCCAGUCCAAAGGAAGACGCUGCGUUGGUACAAGAAGCUGUUCGUACAUGUGCUGCAAAUGAGCCUCACUAAUUCAUUGCACUUGUACAAUAAAUUUUCGCCGAACGACAAAUUAAAUCUAUAUGAUUUUCGUUUGAAGAUACUAGAGAAGCUUUUACCUAAUCCUAAUGAUGUCAAUCGACGCAAUGUUUUAAAAAUGAAACAUGAACUCACUAAAAUAGAAAAGGUCCGGGUGAGAACGAAGAAAGUAGGAAAUAUAACUAAAGAAACUACAGAAGUGGCCCGAAAAGAAUGCAAAGGUUGCAAAGCGCAGAAAAAGAGAGUGCAAACAAUUUAUGAAUGCAAGCAAUGCGAAAAUUCUCCAGGUUUUUGCACAAAAUGUUUCUGCCUUGCGCAUUCCUGAUAUUAAUUUUAAAACCAUAUUUAAUUUAUUACCAUAUUUAAUUAUAAUAUUACCAUAUUUAAUUAUAAUUAUAACCAUAUUUAAUUAUAAUUAUAACCAUAUUUAAUUUAAAAAACCCCCGACGCAAAAAAGUUUUUAAUACGUUUGACGUGUCAGUCUGUCUGUCUAUGUGUGUGUGUAUGUGGCUGUCAUUUAGUUUUUUUUUUUGUAAAAGGUGAUUAUCAACGAAUGUUUAUUUUCAAAUUUUGUUUUAACUUUUCUGUGAAGAAAUCACCUUCAGUGUUUUAAUUAAACUUAUAAUUAUGAUUUUUAUACGUUUGAUUGUAUUGAUAAUUAUGAUUAUAUCAUUGCUUCGCUUAGAUUUAAGACAUUUAUGCCUUCUUAAAUAAAUAACCAUUCAAGUGCGUGUUAUAUUUUAAACUUAAGCUUAUAAUUAUGAUUAUAUCGUUACCUACUUUGCUCAGAUUUAAGAUAUUUAUACCUUCUUAAAUAAAUAACCAUUCAAGUGCGUGUUAUAUGUUAAACUUAAACUUAUAAUUAUGAUUUUUUUGAUACUUUUGAUUGUACUUGGAUCCGAGAAAACACCUUUUUCGGAUCCGAGUGUCCGGCAUUUGGCGUGCUAUGUGCCGACCACUCGGAUCCGAACAAGGUGUUUUUUUAUUAAAAUAAUAAUAUUAUCAACAUACUUUCAUCCAUAUUUUUAAACACACAUAUAUACUUAAUCAAUAUACGCUAUAAAAAUAAUUGGUUUCUGGCUAAUAAUUUUAUAUCAUUUCGUCGGCAGCAAAUGUGUUUAAUAUAUGUAAAGGAAAACCACCCUAACCAAUUAGUAUUUUCCUUAAAUUUGAAUUUACCGCGUUAUCACUUCACUUACCAUCAAUCAGGGUAACUUAAAGCUUUCCGUUUCACAUUAGCCCACUUACUCACUUUUUACAUAUUUUUUUUUUUAUAUUUCCAAACGGGAUACACUUUGAAAUUUAUAAUUAAGAUGUUUAUAAUUGAACGAAGAAAGCGCGCCAUAUUUUGACAUUUGUCAGCAAAACUUUUCUUUCUUGAGGUUAAUUGAGUCGACUAUUAUCAAAGCCGGCAAUCUGACUUUUGGACAAUGAUUGGUAAAUCAGAAAAACGAAUUAUUGACUUUGUAUUCCAUUGGCAGUCACAAAACUCUUCGGAACGACAUCUUAGAUAAAUAACAGGUUAAGUAUUAACCUUUAUUUAAUGCAGGUUUUGAACCGUAUUCUUUGAAGGAGACGAUUAUAUUCAAAUCAAUCUGUAUUGACAUAUCAAUAAAUUUUUUUUGUCCAAAUGCACAGAUUGCCACCUUUGAUAAUAGACGACUCAAUUGUGAAGUGGUAAGAAGGUGAUAAAUGAAACAUCGCUGCCAAGUUGUUUAUAUUCAAACUCAAAAGUUUCAUAGUAAGGUAAGUUUGUACUUUUUAUAAUAACUAAAGGUUACAGAUGUAUAGUUUCAUAAAAAAAACAAUAUGAUCUAUAUAGUUGUUUACAUGUUUGUCUUGAUUUUAAUUCGUUUGGUGAAAAUUUGUGAUAAUAUGGGUAAGUUUAACCCGGGCCAAAGAUACCCAAAUUAAACUAAUUUUUAAUUAGGGUUGUCCUUAUUUGUUUCAGUCGGUGAUAAUGGCCAAAAAAAGAUCUUGUCCAGCGCGUGGUACCCGAAAAUACGGUAAGAAGACUCGUUAUACAGAAGAGACACUGAAAAAGGCCCUAGAUGACAUAAAGUCCUGUAAAAUGUCACAAAGAGUCGCUUCUGAGACUUACAAUAUUCCGAGAAGCACAUUAAAAUAUAAAUUAAAAAAUCAACACAGCAAACCUGUUGGCAAGCCCCCUGCACUGUUAGCAGAAGAGGAGGAAAUAUCCAAUCACAUAAUUGCCUUAUCCGACAAUGGCGUACCAAUAAGUAUGCAAGAUGUGAGGGUUAUUUUUAAAAAUUAUCUCGAUGACAACAACAAACAUGUCAAAAUUUUUAAAAACAAUUUGCCUGGGUGGGAUUGGGUAAACUUUUCUUAGAGCGCCAUAAGUAUAUUAAGCAAAAGGCUGCUAUUUCUAUUGGCCAAAAGCGUGCCAAAGUUAGUAAAGAAAUAGUUGAGCAAUAUUUUGAUGAUUUAAGUGCUGAGCUUGAAAGUGUUCCAGCCGGGAACAUCUAUAUAUUUGAUGAAACAGGUAUUCACGAAUCCAAAGAAGAAGAAGCUUCGUCGUCAAACGAGAGUGCAGGAACCCAGAAAUAUUAGAAUUCGGAAUUCUACUAAAUCCUGUUUUACUGUAAUGUUUUGCGCAAAUGCUGAAGGUGAAUUUGUACCAUUGUAUAUUAUAUACAAAGCAAACCAAAAACUGGAUUAAAGAUGCUCCAUCCGGCACUCGAAUGUCAGUCACGACGUCUGGCUGUAUACGUUGUAGCCUCUAACAACUUUCUCCUGUAUUAUCCUGCGCCAUUCCUGUCUAUCCUUGGCUGUGUGGAUAGACACGUGGACUGAAGUAUUGAGAGUGGAGCGUAUCUGGUCCGACCAGCGCAUUGAACUUCUACCUCUGGGCCUUUUUUCGCAUACCUUGCCUGUUACGACCGACGCCGAUGUCACUUGGUCUAGAUUCUGUAUAUUAAAUGAGUCUUUUUUGGGGAAGUACCCAUGGUGGGGUCCCACGCUCCUUCCACGGCAGUGCUUUUGGAAGAGAUUUAAUUCUUCGAGGCCGCUGAAGCCUUGUUUGGGUCAGGCUAUUUAACCGCCGCCCCACAUUCGGCGUUGACGGUUUUACGGUGAAAAAGUCGAACUCCAACCCAACCCUCCUCUUUUCUCAUCCAGGCUUGGGACUGGCAUCGGCAGUUUUUUUUGCCUACUGCUCGUUCUUUAUCACCUAUUCCUGGUCCUUCGAAUAUAAAAUCGACAUACACAGUCGACCCACCUACCAAUCAUGUUCCAUCACCCACCGCUGAAUUCUCAUUUAAUAUUGAAGCUACCGUCUUUCGUACUUCUUAAACUUGCAGAGAGGAUAUUACAGUAGACUAUGAAGAGCACGAAGGGACUUUGACGAAAAUAGAUGAUAUAAAAAACAAAAAAAGGAAAGGACAAAACUGUGGCCGGUAUUGUGUAUUGUUUCAAGUCGUCGUGGCCUAAAGGAUAAGACGUCCGGUGCAUUCGUGUUGAGCGAUGCACCGGUUUUCGAAUCCCAGGCGGGUACCAAUUUUUCUAAUGAAAUAGGUACUCAACAAAUGUUCUCGAUUGACUUCCACGGUAAAGGAAUAACAUCGUGUUAUAAAAAUCAAACCCGCAAAUUGUAAUUUGCGUAAUUACUGGUGGUAGGACCUCUUGUGAGUCCGUGCGGGUAGGUACCACCACCCCGCUUAUUUCUGCCGCGAAGCAGUAAUGCGUUUCGGUUUGAAGGGUGGGGCAGCCGUUGUAACUAUACUGAGACCUUAGAACUUAUAUCUCAAGGUGGGUGGCGCAUUUACGUCGUAGAUGUCUAUGGGCUCCAGUAACCACUUAACACCAGGUGGGCUGUGAGCUCGUCCAACCAUCAAAGCAAUAAAUAGAAAAAUAGUACGAAAAAUGUCUUCCCAGGCCGAAUCAUUAAGGUAGAUGAUCAAAUGUUCAAAAUAUCUGUGAUGCAGAAGAACUAUACAGGAUGGAAUUGGUCUGCCAAACCCGAAAUCCUGACAUCCUAUCAAAGACGCAUAGUUAGCUACGUAAACAAUGAUAAAAUUACUAAAACAAGUGAUUCUUACCAAAUCGAAGACCUCUAUAUGGAAUGGGGUGAUUAACCACUGUAAUUAUUUGAAUUCUACCGCAGGAUUAUAACUUUGUUGAUUUUUUUAUAAGAUGUAAUAAUAAAUAGAAGAUAAAUAAGUUUCUAUAAAUAAAGGUCCUUUUCAAACACACAUAUAUUGAAUUUUACUGACAACCCUGAAUUUAAAGUUUAUUUUUUUGGUAAACAGCUGUCAUAAGAUGGCGACCUAACCAAUUCCCAUAUAUAAUUUGAUUAAUUACUUAGUCGCCAUAAAUACUGUUACAAUUAAAAAUAAACAAAAUAUUACAUUUGAAUUUGGAAUAUGUCAUUUUUAUAUGAUUGCUCACUGAGUUUUCUCAUUUUGGCGCCGAUAUAUUGUACAAUAUUUUGCGAUAUUAAAAUGGAGUGGGGUGAUAAAGAGAACCGAAUCGCUGUGAUUGCAUUACACAAAGUAGGUAUGGAGCCAAAUGCAAUUUUUAAAACUCUCCAUAUGCAUGGUAUUAGUAAAAUGUUUGUGUACCGGGCUAUUAAUAGGUGCAAUGAGACCUUCUCUGUUUGUGACAGAAAAAGAUCUGGCCGUCCACGUUCGUACGAAAAAGGUGGUCAAAGCAGUUAGGGAAAUAAUUCGAAGAAAUCCUGUCCGAAAGCAAAAGAUUUUAUCUCGGGAGAUGAAGAUAGCACCUAGAACCAUGUCGCGUAUUUUAAAAGAUGACUUAGGACUUGCAGUCUAUAAGAGACGUACUGGUCAUUUCUUAACUGAUAAUUUAAAAGAGAAUAGGGUGGUAAAAUCGAAACAACUACUGAAGCGGUACGCAAAGGGAGGUCUUAGAAAAAUUUUGUUUACGGAUGAGUAAGGAAAGUUUAGGAAAGUUUUUACAAUUGAGCAACAUUUUAACAAACAAAAUGACCGUAUUUAUGCUCAAAGCUCUAAGGAAGCUUCCCAAUUAGUCAACAGAGUGCAACGUGGGCACUAUCCGACUUCAGUGAUGGUUUGGUGGGGUAUUAGCUAUGAAGGAGUGACUGAGCCAUACUUUUGUGAAAAAGGUAUCAAAACAUCGGCACAAGUGUAUCAAGAUACCAUUCUUGAGAAGGUAGUGAAGCCCCUUAACAACACCAUGUUCAAUAAUCAAGAAUGGUCCUUCCAGCAAGACUCGGCGCCAGGUCAUAAAGCUCGGUCUACGCAGUCUUGGUUGGAAACGAACGUUUCGGACUUCAUCAGAGCUGAAGACUGGCCGUCGUCUAGUCCCGAUCUUAAUCCGCUGGAUUAUGAUUUAUGGUCAGUUUUAUGAGGCUUGCUCUAAACGCCAUGAUAAUUUGGAGUCCCUAAAACAAUCCGUACGAUUGGCAGUGAAAAAUUUUCCCAUGGAAAGAGUGCGUGCUUCUAUCGAUAAUUGGCCUCAACGUUUAAAGGACUGUAUUGCAGCCAAUGGAGACCACUUCGAAUAAGCUUUUUAUACUUUAAAUUGUUUUAUAUUUAUGUAUUAAACUAACACACUGUAAAAGUAAUAAAUGUUAUUUGCAAUAGAUUUUUUUAAAUUUUUAAUAGUAACAGUAUUUAUGGCCAGACUAAGUAUUUACCUGACUAUUUAGUUUUAACUGAUUUUCUUUUAAUAUUAAUAAUUAAUUGAUAUGAGUCAACUGUAAGAGAGAGAUAGAGAGACAGAGAAGUCAAUAUAUACUAAUACAUGUCUCACUCAGUCUCAUGCGCGUGGAUAAUGCCCUGGGAUGAUUGGCCCUUUAAAGCGUCUGCAAAGCAAUUCGGCCGACGGAAAGUGUCUGGGAGUAUUGGCGACUUCUUUUUAAGGAUAUUGCCUAAAAUAUACGUAAAAAUCAGCUUUCAGAAAAUACGUGAAGUAGGUCAUGAUUUUAUAUACCUUGAGUACCUGAUACCUGAAAAUUGGCCGUCUAAGCAUGGUAACAGGUAGGCAUGCUACCUUAGUACAUACUAACACUACGCAAUCGGCCACAUUUCGUUCGUCAGAAAAUACGUGACGUCUGGGGGCCCUGGGAUCUUGGACUAUAUGGAAACAUGUAUCCCGUUUGGAAAUUAAAAAUGAAUAUGUAAAAAGUGAGUAAAUGGGCUAAUGUUAAACGGAAAGCUUAAGUUACCCUAAUGGACAGUAUAGUAUAUAUGUUACGGCAUGGCAUACAAAAUGCGAAAUAGCAAGUGCUAGUGAUGUGGUGCGCAUGCGCAUACGCACCACUACAACCUAACUUAACCUAACCUACAAUUUAUUAUAUAUAAUAUGCAAAGAUAAGUAUGUUUUGUUUGUCAUUUACAUUUUUUAAUUAAAAUAAUUUUCGUCAUUAAAGCCUAUUGUAUUAUGUUUAUUUAAAUAAAUAUAUUUUUUACUGCAAAAA